Plodia interpunctella (Indianmeal moth) is the source of this 1361-nucleotide messenger RNA. It is a transcript of the gene CPR54, whose product is annotated as Cuticular protein 97Ea. The record is from RefSeq and is a predicted model, not a curated record. The transcript has 7 exons. Gene Ontology annotation, molecular function: structural constituent of chitin-based larval cuticle. Gene Ontology annotation, cellular component: chitin-based extracellular matrix. Bases 203 to 1192 code for a protein of 329 amino acids. NCBI's taxonomy places the organism in Eukaryota, Metazoa, Arthropoda, Insecta, Lepidoptera, Pyralidae.
UUGUGUGAUUUAUAUCGAUUAUUAACGUGAAAGUGAAUAAUUAUUGACGUGAUAAAGUUGAUAAUAAGCGGUGUGAUAAGGAUAAGUGACGUCACAACGGACAGGUUUCUUUGUUCUGUGGAGUUUAAAUUAUAGUGGUUGAGAUUUUGCACCUGUGAAAUACCUUUUGUGGACCAAGGACUUUAUAAUUGAAUAACAACGAAUGGUUGAUACGAUAGUUCGACUCUCCCGAGGUCAUUGGUUCGAUUCCCAGUGUGAUCCGUGCUAUAUCUUCGUGUUAUGCCUGGUGGGCGCUGCGUGUGCGCAGUACGAGGACGAGCGAGCGCCGCGGUACAUUGCUGACAAGCCCACCUCCACGCCCGUGCCUAUCCUCAAGCAAAUUAAUAGACAUAACGAGGAUGGAUCCUACACGUACGGCUAUGAGGCUGCAGACGGCUCCUUCAAGAUCGAGACCAAGGCACAAAACGGAGAAGUGAAAGGGAAGUACGGUUACAAGGACGAUACUGGCAAGUUGCGCGUGAUCGAGUAUGGAGCAAACAAGUAUGGAUUCCAGCCAGCGGGUGAAGGUAUCACAGUGGCGCCCCCUACCUUGGUUGAUGAGUCCACCAGGGACGAAGGCCUCAGACCUAGCAAGACGCAUACACAAGGUCGUUCUCAAUACCGCGCUCCGCCCCAGCAGUCAAUAGACUACGACUACGAGGAGCCGGCCCCGGCGCCCCGCCCGGCGCCCCGCCCGGCGCCCCGCCCGGCGCCCCGCUCACAGCCCGCGUACAGGGCCCCGGCCCCGGCGCCGGCGCAGCCUGCCCCACAGCAAUACAGAGCUCCACCGGCUCCACAGUAUAGACACCAGUCGCCUACUCCGCCUAAGCCAACAUUCUUCGCGGGCGCCGCCCCCGCCCCUGCACCCGCUUCCCCAGCCCCCUCAGCGUUCGACAACGACUUCUUCCGACCAGCCCCUCAAGCCCAAAGACAGCACAAGCAACAGGACUUCAGACCAGCGCCACAGUUUGCGCCAAAACCUCAGAUUGAAUAUGCUCAGGAAUAUGAGCCCGCUCAGCCGCGAUUCGCGCCAUCGAACAAUUUCCAGCAACGGAGCCAACCCUUCUCUAUGCUGGACCAGUUGCUGAAAGAAUAUGCCCUCCCCCAGGGCGGGGCAGCCCCCCUCCACGACAUAACCUUUGGCUCCUAUUAGGUUAAGACAAACUCAUUUGUAAAUAUGUAGAUUACUUUUUAUUAGAAAAAAAAAUAUAUAUUUUGUAGUCAUUUCAUCAUUCACCUGAACCUAUUGAAUCACACGGCGUGCACAGAACCUUCAUUCAUUUCACUUUAGCGUGUUUCCGAUUACAUUCAAGGCUGUGACG